AUGAAAGAGGAGGAGGGGGAGGGGGGGAAAAGUUGGGGGGUGGGGGGGGAUGGGUAUUGGGUGGGGAAGGGGGGGGGUUGUUGUGGGGAGGUAGGGGUAUGUUUGUGGGAUGUGGAGGUGGGGGGGGGGGGGUUUGGGGGGGGGGGUUGGGGGGGGGGGUGGAGGGAGGAGUGUUGGGGGUUGUGGGGUGGUGGGGUUUGGGAAAAGGAUGGGGGGAAGGAGGGUGGGGAGGGGUUAGAGGAGGGGAAUGAAAGGGGGGGGUAUAAAGUGGGUGGGGAUGUGUGA
Messenger RNA from Knipowitschia caucasica, 285 nucleotides. The record is from the annotation of a GenBank genome assembly. Lineage: Eukaryota; Metazoa; Chordata; Actinopteri; Gobiiformes; Gobiidae.